AUGUUGAAUAUUCCCAUUUUCGUGCUUGUCCUCGCCGCCUUAGCUGGCGCGGCGAUCGUCACCGCCGUCUGGAAGGCCUUUUUCUCGAAACUUGCUGCCGUUCCGGGCCCAUUUUUAGCGAGAUUUACCGACUUGUGGUACAGUAUCAAUGACCCGAUGGCGGCGAAAAUCGUGUAUGGAACCACGAGCAAGUUUACCAAGUCCUCGUGGUACGAGACGUGGUCCAACCCGCACCCGAACGCAUGGAACCUAUUCGGGGAUCGAGAUGCCAAGCGCCACGCCGCCAACCGCCGCCAAUAUCAAAACACCUACAGCAUGUCCUCCCUCGUUAACUACGAAUCGUACGUCGAUGACUGCGCCGACAUCUUUUGCCAGCGCCUCGAUGAGAUGAGUGCUCGGGGUGGCUGGCAUGAGCCCGUCGAUAUGGGGCAUUGGUUGCAGUGCUAUGCUUUUGACGUCAUCUGCUUUAUCACGUACUCGAGCCGCAUGGGCUUCCUGGAUCUCGGCGAAGAUGUUGGCGAAGUGAUGAAGAAUCUCGAAGAUCACCUGGCCUAUGCAAGUAUCGUGGGCGUAUACCCUCAACUCCACCCCAUCUUGUUCCCGAUUCGCAAUUGGCUUGCUGGAUCACAGGGCAAGGGCCGCCAGUACGUCAUCAACUACACCCAGCAGUGUAUGUCAGACCACCAAUCCAAGCCCAAGGCGCAGAUAUUGGAAGCGUCGAAAGCUAGUGAGUCGCAGAUGGGGAGCUUGGAUUUCUUGUCCAAAUUCAUGCAGCGCCACUCCGAGAACCCGGAUGCCUUCUCCACUUACCACGCCCUAGCGGGGUGCGUGUCGAACAUGGUGGCCGGAAGCGACACCACUUCUAUCAGCCUCAGCGCCAUCUUGUACCAUGUCCUCCAGAACCCCUGGGUUGAGCACAGCAACAAGACCAUCUUUGGCGAAGAUGCAGACAAGUUCGUCCCGGAAAGGUGGCUAUCCGAGGAUAAGGACAGGAUUGCUGCCAUGAACCGCCACUGGAUGCCGUUCGGCUUGGGAUCGCGCACAUGUAUUGGUAGGCACAUCUCUAUGUUGGAAAUGUCCAAGCUCAUUCCGAGGCUUGUCCGAGACUUUGAGAUGGAACUUAGCGGAAAGGGAACCUGGGAAACUCAGAACUAUUGGUUUGUCAAACCCAAGAACUUCAAAGUCCUGGUUAGGCCAAGGGCUAUCAAGACCUAA
Messenger RNA from Parascedosporium putredinis, 1215 nucleotides. The record is from the annotation of a GenBank genome assembly. Lineage: Eukaryota; Fungi; Ascomycota; Sordariomycetes; Microascales; Microascaceae.